UCUAUGAAGGAGGGCAGAGAAAAACGCGUAUCAUUUCCCCCAGAUGAGCAGAUGGUGUCUGACUUUGUGGAGAGAAGGGCUGAACUUCAAGAGGCUGACAGUCUCACUCUGACAGAUAUAAUUCUGGCCUACAAGCAGAGCUGUGAAAAGCACCACGUGAAACCAAACCCAAAGGCUCUUGAUCAAUUAAAGCAAAUUACUUGUGUUACUGACAGAGCCAGGUGUUUUGACCUGUCAGGUGAGAAGUUAGAUUAUUGCUCCUGCGAAUCUCUUGAAGAGAUCCUGAAAUCAGUGCAAUUUGAUUUUAUCAGUCUGCAGGGGGCCGAGCUUGAGGAAAAUGGAGCAUCAUCUUUGCUAGAUAUGUUUUUGUACUACGAGUCAGCUACACACCUCGAUGUGUCCUCGAACUCAGGCAUGGGUUUCUCAGGUUGGCUGUCACUGUCUCACCUCCUCCGACAGAGUGGAUGCCUGUGGAGGCUGGAUGCUUGCAACAUGCCCAUGGUGGACUACGCCGCACAGGCCUUGUCAAAAGCCCUUCUCACCAGCAGGCUGACAGUGCUACACCUUGAAAACACCUGCCUGAGCGGCAAACCUCUCUUCACACUUGUCGGUGCUCUGAAAAGGAACGUCGCUUUGCAGGAGCUUUACCUCUGUGAAAACAACCUCAACGGCUACCAGGACUCCAUGCAACUUGGCGACCUCCUCAAAUACAACAGCACUCUUAAAACCUUGGACCUAAGCAACAAUACCAUGUGUGACUCAGGUUUGGAGGAGAUUUGUGAUGCUUUGAGCUCUCAGAAGACUGGUUUGAGAACGCUGAUACUGAGUAACAAUCACAUCACUCAUCUUGGCAUGAGCCAUCUACAGAAUAUUCUGCCCCGCUUAAAAACGCUCGAAACGUUGAACCUUGGCAAAAACAUCCUUGAGAACAGAGGCAUUCACACAUUAAAAGAGUCCCUCAUGAUCAAUCGCUCUUUAUUGCAACUUGGCCUAGCCUCCACAGGAAUAACAUGCGAGGGUGCGGUGACUUUGGCUGAGAUCCUUGCAGAAAGUCCACAGAUCCAGCGUUUGGAUGUACGGCAGAACCAGGUGCUUGCUGGGGGCCUCAUGGCUCUGGCGUUGGCCUUAAAGAUCAACCGUUCACUCAUCAGACUGGAUCUGGACCAACAUCUGAAAGAGGAAAAGGAGGACUUCCUGGUCGAAACGCAGAAGACGCUGCUAUGCAGGAUCUCCGAUCUGUGUGCGGCGAACGCGACAACGGCCAAGGGGACGGCUCUGCGCCCUGCUUCUCCAGACCCGUCCGACUGCGCCGAGACCACCCAUCCUCUCCCCACCCAAACAGCCGACUAGAAGACAUAUAAGCAUAAUAAUUCUAUGGCAAAUAACGAUAACCAUAAAACUCCAAAUCCUGGUAAUAAAGCCGAAGCCUCUCUCCCUAAUGAAACAGUGGCCCUCCUGCUGUUUCCUGCCUAAUGUUCCCGCCGAGGCUUCCUCCACUUUCCAUAAAGCAAUUUUGCAAGCCCACUCCCAACGUGAAUCAUCUCGAAACGAAGAGAAGCCUCUCCCUCCAUCUCUCCUCGUGUCCCCGGAGGGUGACGCUGACUAAAUCUGUGUUGAUACAGAGGUGUGCUCUAAAUCCUGUUUGCUCGGGUUCCAUCUCCCCUAAUAUUCACACUCGUGUAUGAGGCCCCUUCCCUGCCUGCGUCUGCUAAUGUAGCGUAUCGUCGUCUGGAUGACAAGACGACAUCGGCGAGCGCCUCAAACUCCCUCACAUGUAUCGUUUACUGCUGGUGCAGAGAAUCACAAUGUGUGGGAAGGAGAACAUAUGUUAAAUUUAAGAAGCUGGGAUUUACCUCUGCGCGGGUCUUAGUUUACAUGCGCUACUCGACGCUAGCUAACAACAAAGGACGAAUCGCUUUUUCUUACGCUUUAAGUUGUGGAUGCACACGAAAAGGUGUUACAUCUGAAAUUGUAGGCGCGUCUUUUGUAGAACUCGCACUAAACGCCAUCUGCCGCGCAACUUUAAAUUCAAGGUAAUUAAGAAUAUGUUUGGUAAAUGGAAAACUACCUUUCUGAGAGUUUGAACGGCGAGAUUGUAAAUUUGAUUUGAAUUUCCGUUUCCCUCACUCUCUAUGUAAUUAUAGUGUUUAAAAAUAGGCUUGUGUGUUUUUUAAUCAAUUAGAUUUAAUUUCUCCAACACAUGCCAUUAAUUUAUUUCUAAUUAAUGGUGUUUACCUAUUAAUUCUUCAAAAACUAUAAAGCUGUCGAUAUUUUUAUUUUAAAAAAUGAAUAAUUAUGUAAAGGCCAAUUCAGAAUUGUGAAUUGUUCCACACACAUUGCAUAUCAAAAACUACAGUACUCACUCUCUGAGAUUUGAAUGCUUUUCUUGGCAAAUCCCAAAUUACUCAAAGAUUUCUUGAUUGACAGAUGAGGGGGGAUAACUGUAUUUAGCCAGGGACCAUCUUUCCUCGUCUGGCGUGAUUUGGGUCUCAUGGAGGAUUGGCCCCCCUGGUGUCUGCCCCCCUCCUCCUCUCGGCACGGGGCAGGGGCAGAUUGACAGAACAGCAUGGGGGCAAGCGCCGCUGUGCCAACAGCCCCCCCCACGCUCUACCUGAUGUUUUUAACAAAGGCUUCCAUCUCACCAACUCCGCUGCCGAACAUCGCCCAGCCAGCUUCAACCCACCCCGGCUCUGGAACAAACAGACUUUGAAACCUGAUCGUAAGGAUGUUGCGAACAGAUGCACAGACGCUGGGAAUGAUGCGGCGUGUACGGCUGUACUCAAAGAUAAAAUGUCAAACAUUUUUCAGUCGGAGCCCAAGAAAUUGGACAGUUGUUAGUAUAAGCACCUGCUUGCAAUUGACAGGAGGCUAUUGGGGGCUUGUUUUCUAUGAUAUAUAAAUAUAGUUUUGUUUAGGGGGAGACUGGGGCUAGUUGUCACACUUU
Molecule: messenger RNA, 2944 nt
Organism: Labeo rohita (rohu)
Lineage: Eukaryota; Metazoa; Chordata; Actinopteri; Cypriniformes; Cyprinidae
Product: protein phosphatase 1 regulatory subunit 37
Exons: 11
Coding region: 4-1350 (448 amino acids)
Molecular function (GO): protein binding
Source: RefSeq, a predicted model, not a curated record